Messenger RNA from Onychostruthus taczanowskii (white-rumped snowfinch), 1563 nucleotides. RefSeq names its product leucine rich repeat transmembrane neuronal 1 (gene LRRTM1). Gene Ontology annotation, cellular component: extracellular matrix. Gene Ontology annotation, molecular function: protein binding. NCBI's taxonomy places the organism in Eukaryota, Metazoa, Chordata, Aves, Passeriformes, Passeridae. The record is from RefSeq and is a predicted model, not a curated record. The coding region runs from base 1 to 1563 and encodes 520 amino acids. The transcript has a single exon.
AUGGAUUUCCUUCUUAUUGGUCUCUGUUUAAACUGGCUGCUGAGGAAGCCCCCGGGGUUGAUAUUGUGUACGCUGGGUAUCUUUUCUAAAAUGCUUCCAGCUGUGAAUAGUGGGUGUCCACAGCUCUGUCGGUGUGAGGGCAGGCUUUUGUACUGUGAAUCACUGAAUCUCACAGAGAUGCCUCGCAACCUGUCGGGCAUGAUGGGCUUGUCUCUGCGGUACAACAGCCUUUCAGAGCUGCAUGAUGGACAGUUCACAGGGUUAAUGCAGCUCACGUGGCUCUAUCUGGAUCACAAUCACAUUUGCUCAGUGGAGGGGAAUGCCUUUCAAAAAUUGCGGCGAGUUAAAGAGCUCACCCUGAGUUCCAACAAAAUAACCCAACUGCCCAACACCACUUUCCGCCCCAUGCCAAACUUGCGCAGUGUGGAUUUAUCAUACAACAACCUGCAGUCUUUGGAGCCUGACCUGUUCCACGGGCUGAGAAAACUGACAACUUUGCACAUGCGGUCGAACGCCAUCAAGUUCGUGCCGGUGAGAAUUUUUCAGGACUGUCGCAGCCUGAAGUUUCUAGACAUAGGAUACAAUCAGUUAAAGAGCCUGGCUCGAAACUCUUUUGCUGGCUUGUUCAAACUCACUGAGCUGCACCUCGAGCACAAUGACUUGGUGAAAGUGAAUUUAGCCCAUUUUCCCAGGCUCAUCUCCCUGCACUCCCUCUGCUUGCGAAGGAAUAAAGUUACCAUUGUAGUAAACACUUUGGACUGGAUAUGGCAACUUGAAAAGAUGGAUCUCUCCGGCAACGAAAUCGAAUACAUCGAACCUCACGUUUUCGAAAGUGUACCUCAUCUCAAAUCCCUGCAGCUGGACUCCAACCGGCUGACCUACAUUGACUCCCGAGUCCUCGACUCCUGGAAGUCCCUCACGAGCAUCAGCCUCUCUGCCAACGCCUGGGACUGCAGCCGGAACGUCUGCGCCCUGGCCUCCUGGCUGAGCAACUUCCAGGGUCGCUACGACAGCAACCUGCUCUGUGCCACCCCCGAGUACGCCCAGGGAGAGGAUGUUUUGGACGCCGUGUAUGCCUUCCACUUGUGCGAGGACGCCGACCCCACGAGCGUCAACACCUUCUCCCCGGUGACCAACAACAGCGAGCAGACGCUGGGCUAUGGCUCGGCCACCGCCACCUACGACGCGCCCGACGGCGACGAGGACCGGACCACGUACGCCGUCACCAUCACCAUGCCCGGCGAGAACUCCGAGAACGCCGUGCAGAUUCACAAGGUGGUGACGGGCACCAUGGCACUGAUUUUUUCCUUCCUCAUCGUGGUUUUGGUGUUGUACGUCUCCUGGAAGUGCUUCCCAGCCGGCUUAAGGCAACUAAGACAGUGCUUUGUCACACAGCGCAGGAAGCAGAAGCAAAAACAGACCAUGCACCAAAUGGCUGCCAUGUCAGCCCAGGAGUAUUAUGUUGAUUACAAACCCAACCACAUUGAGGGAGCCCUGGUGAUCAUUAAUGAGUACGGAUCUUGCUCCUGUCACCAGCAGCCAGCGAGGGAAUGCGAGGUGUGA